CCCAGGGAGAGGGAAGACCCAAGGACUUACCACUGAUGAUCCAUCUUCUACAGGUAACAGAUUGAGGUUCCUUGAUCCGUAACUCAUUGCCAGAAUCAGCCAUGUUUCUAGUGUGUACCUUGGGAUUCCUCUUUGGGAUGUUGGUCCCAUUCUGUGGAGCCUACUCACCAAGGAUUGUGGUCAGGAUUAACGAGGCAGCCCUGGACUAUGUGGCACAGAUGGGGCGCACGUCUUUCCAGAAUGCCCUGAAGAUUCGACUCCCUGAUCUCCUUGACCUAAAAGAAGGUUACUUCCAACGAACCCCGGUCUUCAUACUUGACAGCGAUAUUCCCCACUUUAAUCUGAAAUUUAUCCCUAAUUAUGGGAUUCGCCUGUCUGCUGCUGGCCACGUCAAUAUGACAGUUAUUUUAACAAAGAAUCUCCACAAACUGAGAGUGGCUAUUAAUAUCACGGCAGAUAUAGUCGUCACUCAAGCCACCACAGGAUCACCACUUGUGGGCGUUUCUCUCUGCAAAUCCAUCCCUGAGGAUAUCACUGUUAUCUACAGAGAAGACGGGUUAAAAGAAUUAUGGAAUCCUAUCCUGGGAUAUAUUAGAAUUAUCUUACCUGAUAAGCUGUGUUCAAAGCUCCUUUUCCUGGUUGAAGGACUGAAUGUUUAUCUGGGUACAAUGAUUGGUCUUCACCCUCUUGGUCCUGAAUCCCAAAUCAGCUACUCUUUGACCGACCUACCUACCAUCACCAAAGAACACAUGUCCUUGAAUAUCAAUAUCACAUUCUAUCUGCUGGGCAAGCCAAUCAUUCUCCCUCCAGAUGUGUCCUCCUUCUCUCUGCCUCAACGAGUGGGCUCUAGGAAUGCCAUGGUCAACUUUGUAUUCCCAAAGGAGACGCUUGACUCAAUCUACUUCCUCAUGCAGAAGUCUGGGUCCAUUAAUCUAGACAUCACGGGCCAGUUGAACUCUAAAAACAAUCCGCUGGCCACAUCAGUGCUGGGGAGCCUGAUUCCUGAGGUCCAACACCAAUUCCCUAAGUCCAUGCCCAUAACGAUGAAGGCUCGGAUCAGUACUUCACCCUCCCCUACGAUCCACAGAAACAGAACAUCAUUAAUGCUCAAUUACCUUAUGGAGGUCUUGGCUAUCUCCUCUAACUCAGCCUUCAAGUCCCUCUUCUCUCUGGAUAUGGUUGUGGAACUGAAGCUCAACGUCACUAUAUCUGGAAAGAAGCUGCAGGCUAGUGUAUCAUUCCUGAAGGAUAUCGAGCUCAAAGUGAAUUCCUCCAAUGUGGGUACUUUUGAUCUGUCACGGGUGAAGGCUUUAAUGAUAUCCAUGGUCAAGAAGUCCCUGAGUGAUCACCUGAAUGCACUCUUUGGCUUGGGAGUCACUCUUCCCACCAUUGCUAAAGUGAGCUACAUCACCCCUGAGGUCUUUAUGUAUGAGGAUUCUAUUGUGGUGUCCUGUGGACUUCAUAUCCAGAAUUGAGCAAGGAGAAGAACAUGGAGCUAUGAGAGGCUGCUGGUCAGGGCAAGCUGUGCUGAACUGGACCUCUCUUGUUUGGCCAUUCUAUACUUUGGAUGAAUAUCAAAUCCAAAAUUUCUUCAAUGCUCUGAAUCCUAUUUUUGUUAGCUAUGUGAUCAUAAGGUUAAUACUGCUGUACCUGCCUGGAAUUUUUUCUUCCUUCCCUCAUUUUUUCAAAAUCUCCUCUGGAGGAGGAACAUACAGCUAGAUGGACUCUAAGGAUACUCCUACUUCUUUCCCAUCCCAUAAUAAAUAAUUCCUCUAAUGUAACAAUUUCCAGGCUAAGUCUGUUGAGGUCUUUAUGUUUUGGGAUCAAUUGCUGUGGAUACUUCUCUUUCUGGGAUCACAUUGCCCAAUGCAUUUUUGAUUCUUUGGUUGAAUCACAAAGUAGCAGCAAUGUCUUUUAAGCAACCUUGAUAUAUGUAGAACCAUCCUAGACACAAUGAUAAUAUGAGAGAAACAGAAAACCAAAGACCCAUUCCUUAAGAGCUGUCCAGCAGGGCUAGCCCUUUGGUAAAAAUGGGGAAAUAGGUGAUCAUUGUCAUGAAGAUUCUUCCGUCUGGGAGGAAAUUGUGUUAGGAACUUAAAGAAAGAACUUAAUCUGGAGAAGGGGGAAUCUGGGGAAGAGUGAGUGGCAUGAUUAACGCCUUCAAGUAUUAGAAGGAUUGUCAAUGGGGAGAAAUGUAAGCCAAAAAAGCUAAUGUUCUCUAGCACUGAGAAUGUCUACAAUGCUAGAAGUGUGUUUGGGUGUCCUCUGUACUGGUCAGACAAAGUCUGACCUCAAGUCUGGAUGCCACAUUUUAGGAAGGACAUUGAUAAACUAGAGAGCUUCCAGAGGAGGGCAACCAGGGUGAGAAAUGACCUCGAAUGACAAGUUGAAGGAACUGGAAUGAUUUAGCCUGUAAAAGGGAAGUUUCAGGGGUUUAUAAGAUCUGUCAAGGAUUUGAAGAGCUGUCAUAUGAAAGUCUUGCUCUGCAUGUCCCCAGGAGGCAGACCUAGGAGCGAUGGAUAGAACUGGCAGAAAGGGAGAUUUUUGACUCAGUGUAAAGAGAAACUUCCUCAUGAUCAGGUCUAUCCAAGAGGUAGCAGUGGAUAGAGCUCCAGCCUUGGAGUCAGGAGGACCCAAGUUCAAAU
Phascolarctos cinereus (koala) is the source of this 2645-nucleotide messenger RNA. RefSeq names its product BPI fold containing family B member 2 (gene BPIFB2). Gene Ontology annotation, molecular function: lipid binding. The record is from RefSeq and is a predicted model, not a curated record. Lineage: Eukaryota; Metazoa; Chordata; Mammalia; Diprotodontia; Phascolarctidae.